UCGGUGACUCCGGAAAAAUUAAUUUAUUAAGCUGUGUUAUUAAUUAGAAAAAUGCAUGUUCGAAUGAGAUUUUAUGGACAGCCCGAAGCCGUUCUCGUAGUUGAGUCAAAGCUUACAAAGAUCGAACAUUUCAGACUUGUAAUUAGAGAUAAGUUCAAAGUGGCUCCUGAACUGCAACGUUUAAUUUACGGUGGAAAGCUGCUUGAAGAUGGUUAUACAUUCCAUGACUACAAUAUUAAGCUUAAUGACGUCAUACAAUUGAUUGAGCGAGUACAACCAGUUGACAAACAAGACAAUGAUGAAGGAAAGAACCAGAAGAAAGAUAAGGCUCAAGAAGAGAAGACUGUAGAGUAUACAGAUGCCACUAGCACACUGUAUGAAGUGGGAGAUCUUAUUGAUGCAAAGCACAAGAGUGGAUACUGGUUGGAGGGCACAAUAAUUAGGAUAGUACUGGAUCCAGAAUUACACAAAGAUGACAAAUCUUCAAGAACCUUGGAAAAGGAAGCUGAAGAAAUUUCUGAUGAAAAUAUUUUAUUCAGAGUGAAAUUACAUCAUGAUACCGACGAGGAAGAAACUUUCUGUAAACUGACAGAAAUUAGACCAAGAGCCCGGAACGAAAUUGAUGCUGAAGAUGUUCAAAUAGGGCAGAUUGUUAUGUUAAACUAUAACAUUGAUGACCCAGGAGAAAUAGGUGACUGGUAUGAUUUCAAAGUAGAUGAGAUAAGAAAACGCAGAAAAAACUAUGAGCUCAUCGGUACACUGUACUUGGGUUCCGAAUCAGUGCCACAGAACAAUACAAACAUACUGGUAAAAGACAAAAUAUUUACCAUUGAGGAGCCAGUGCCUUUGUCAGAAAGAAGUGAGGCGUAUAUCAAAACGAUUGCAGUCGCACCACCAAAAAGAAGCCAACCGAUUAUCUGUAAAAAGUGUGGUGAUGAUGAAAGCAGGCCUUGCAAACGUUGUGGUUGUUAUAUAUGUGCUGGAAAGGAUUUGCCUGGAGAGAUAAUCCUCUGCGACGAAUGUGAUAACGGCUUUCACCUCAAGUGUCUGAAACCGCCUCUAAUAGCUAUACCGGAGGAGGAUUGGUACUGCAACACUUGCAAACGAGAUCCAAAUGAUGUGAUAGCGCCGGGCGCCGCUAGACAGACGAAAAAGACCACUGGCUCUGAGACUACCCGAGACUGGGGACGUGGGAUGGCCUGUGUUGGCAAAACGAAAGACAGUGCCAUGCCAGCAGAUCACUUCGGUCCCAUACCAGGCAUGGAAGUUGGUAUGAUGUGGCGAUAUCGCAUGCAGCUCUCGGAAACUGGGCUACAUAGGCCAAGCGUCUCAGGGAUUCAUGGUCGAGACGCCUUGGGUGCCUUUAGCAUAGUAUUAUCCGGUGGUUAUGAGGACGACGUAGAUAACGGCAACGAGUUCACGUACACCGGAAGCGGCGGCCGAGACCUCUCCGGUAACAAGCGCACGGCGGAACAGUCCUGCGAUCAGAAGUUUACACGGGAAAAUAGAGCCUUAGCUCGUAACUGCGCUGCGAAGUCAGUAAGUGAGGACGGAGGGGAUGCAGGCGCGAAGUGGCGUGAAGGGAAACCAGUUCGCGUCAUGCGCUCGUACAAGAUGCGCAAGGCGUUUCCCAAGUACGCACCGCUUGAAGGCAUACGGUAUGACGGAAUUUACAAAGUAGUGAAGUACUAUCCAGAAAAAGGUCUUUCUGGUUUCCGCGUGUACAAAUACCUACUGCGUAGAGACGAUCCUAGCCCAGCACCUUGGGAGCCGGAUGCAAAGCAGUUUUCUAUUGUCUACCCAGAUGGCUACUUAGAAGCCGAAGCACAAAAACUGAAGCUCAAACAGACUAAAAGUAAAACCAAAGAUACUAAAAAUGGAUCGCCCGAGAGUACUACGAAGGCUUUGAGCGAGAACAAUCACAAGCCAACACGCAAAAGCAAAAGAUCCACAAACGGUAGCAAGGACAGCAAAAAGACAAAUGGCGUAGGGAAAACAACGGGCAAAAGACGCAGGAUAUCCUCAAGCGAGGAUAACACGCAGAGUUCAGAUGAAAGCAGCGACAAUUCUAGUAAAAGUAAUACAAGGAAUAGUAAGGACACCAGUAGGAAAUCUGUUACCAGGACGAAACAACCUGAUGUAUCAUCUCCCGCAGUAGAAAAAUCGCCUAAGGGCACAAAAUCUGAUGAUUCAGCCAAAAAGGUGGUCAAACUUGGUUUCGCUAAAAACGAGAGUUCGAAACAGAGCAAUAAGAGUGAGAAACGAACGAGAAAACGGAAAAACUCCCCAGAUGAUAAAACCUGUCAGACCAAACUCACGUUCUCUCCGGUUAGUAAAAAGGUCAAGAAAAAUCUGGAUUCUUUCACUGAAGAUUCAAAAUCAAAUUCGGACGAAGAGAAGGAGAACGUAAAGCUUACUGCGAGUGAACAGAAGGCUAUUGACGCUGACGAGUUAAACGCUAAACUGUGGGGCGAAUGUCUUGAGAUCUGCCAGCAACAGAGCAAAAGGGAGUUCAUAGAAAAUGUGAUGCAAGUUUUCCGCUGCAUUAUAUGCCAGGGAUUGGCCGUUUCCCCUGUAACAACACCAUGCCUUCAUAAUUUCUGCUUUUCAUGCAUGAAGCGGGCCUUCAAAACGACAGUGUCCAAAUCCUGUCCGUACUGCCGUCAGAAAUUGACAGAUUUCGAGCUGACUACCAACGAACAACUUAUGACCGCUUUACGCACAAUCCUACCGGGCUAUGACGCUGGACAGAAGUAAAGUCACCAUAAAGCUGGAUCCACACGCAGGUACAUGCUCGACGAGCAAGCUGUACAGUAUAUCUGACUGGUCUCUGUUAUUGCCAUCGAAC
Messenger RNA from Pararge aegeria (speckled wood butterfly), 2848 nucleotides. RefSeq names its product E3 ubiquitin-protein ligase UHRF1-like. The coding region runs from base 52 to 2757 and encodes 901 amino acids. The record is from RefSeq and is a predicted model, not a curated record. Gene Ontology annotation, biological process: negative regulation of gene expression via chromosomal CpG island methylation; protein ubiquitination. NCBI's taxonomy places the organism in Eukaryota, Metazoa, Arthropoda, Insecta, Lepidoptera, Nymphalidae. The transcript has 16 exons. Gene Ontology annotation, molecular function: protein binding; ubiquitin protein ligase activity.